AUGCGAAAGAAGGCAAUUUUCAUCAAAAUCGAGGAGGAAGCGGAUGAUGCUAGCGAGUUGGUAACCAGAAUCAAGGACACGGGGGAAGAGGAGCGUACAUAUGCAAGAGAGAGCUGUGGUGGGGGAGGGGAGUGGGAGAGAGGAGAGAUUCCCUCCACUUUCCUUGAUUCGGCCUAUUCUCCCUUGAAACCGCCCCCCGGUAUGGCCGCUCCUUUGCCCUCUCCCACGCCUUCAUCCUUGCCUUCUUCCCUGCCCUCCUCCAUGCCCUCUCUUUUCUCCUCGUCCUUUCUCUCUCCCUUCUCCUCCGCCCCUUCGGUCUCUCCAUUCAUUUCGGUUCAACGGAACUCCACUCCUGUUGGGAGAGGAGGGAGGUACGACUUCCUAACGCCCUUCACUUCGGCUCACAUAAGCUCUUCCCCUGUUGGGAGAGGAGGGAGGUACGACUAUCGGCGGUCAAUAUCUGCUCAGACUGAACGGGAGUCUGAAAAAUCGCCUGGAAGGGCUGGGAAGCUGGCAAGUUGUGGCAAGUCGGGGGAGGUUGGCAAAAUAUGCGCCGCUUCCGUUGAGAGAGGGGGGAGGUACGACUAUCGGCAGUCAAUAUCUGCGCAGACCGAGUGGGAGUCCCAAAAACCGCCUGAGAAGGCUGGGAAGCUUGAAAGGCGUGGCAAGUCGGGGGAUGCUGGUGUGGGUCUGCUGCCUCAUACCCCACUUGAGAAGCGAGGUGCAUAUGCCCUGCCUGAUUCACUGGAAGAGCGGGUUGGGCUGUCCAAGACACCGAGAGCAGGGUCAGAUCUUCCUGGGUUUUCAACGGGACGCGUUGGGCUGCCGGGAAAGCCGAGAACGCCGAGUUUGCCUAACACGCCCAACAAGGUGAAAGCGCCGGAAUUGCCGAGAACGGCGAAAACGCCCAACACGGUCCAAUCCCCAGAAGCGUGCAGUGAGGUGCCGCUGAUGAGCGCAUGGAAGCUGCUCGGUGCUGAUGCCACCCCAUGGCUCAACGCUGUGCCGCAUGGCGACUGCAUGGGCCACCAUGCUUUGGCUCAAGGCUCUCCUACGGAUUGUGGCGAGCGAUGUGGGAGGAGGAGAGGAGCUCCGAGGAAGCUGUGGGUAGUGGGUGAUGAGAGCUCAUUGGAUGGGAGCUAUGUCAAUGCCACCCCUACGGAUCGUCGUUCGUUGGGUGGAGGUUCUCAUACGGAUUGUGGCGAGCGAUGUGGGAGGAGGAGAGGAGCUCCGAGGCAUCUGUGGGAGGUGGCUGAUGCGGGCUCAUUAACUGUGAGCAGUGAUAUGGGUGAUGGGAGUGAUGGGAGUGAUGGGAGUGAAUGGGAAGCGUGUGGUGGCGAGGGGAGCGGGAGGAGGAGAGGUUCGAGGAGGCAGCCGCGGGUGGUGGGUGAUGAGAGGCCAGUGGAUGGGAGGAGGGAUAGGGGUGAUGGAAGGAGGGGAAGGGAAGGGUGUGGUGAGGCGAGUGGGAGGAGGAGAGGAGCGAGGAGGCAGCUGUGGGCGGUGGAUGAUGAGAGGCCAGUGGAUGGGAGCAGUGGUAGGGAUGGUCAUAGGGGUGAUGGGUUUGACAAGAUUGGGAGUGAUUGGGAAGGGUGUGGUGGCGGUGGUGGCAAGGGGAGUGGGGGGAAGGGAGGAGCGAGAAGGCAGCUGUGGGUGGUGGAUGAUGAGAGGCCAGUGGAUGGGAGCAGGGAUAGCGGUGGUAGGGAUGGAAGGGAAAGGAGUGGCGGCAAGGGGAGUGGGAGGAGGGGAGGAGCAAGGAGACAGCUGUGGGUGAUGGCUGAUAAGGGCUCAAAUGUGGGUGGUGAUAGGAGUGAUAUGGGUGAUAGGGAAGGAGGUGGUGGUGGUAGUGGCGAUGGCAAGGCUGCUGCUGCCGCUGCUGUUGCUGCUGAUGCUGGUGGUGGUGGUGGUGGCGGUGGUGGCGGUGGUGGCGGUGGUGGCGGUGGUGGCGGUGGUGGCGGUGGUGGCGGUGGUGGCGGUGGUGGCGGUGGUGGCGGUGGUGGCGGUGGUGGCGGUGGUGGCGGUGGUGGCGGUGGUGGCGGUGGUGGCGGUGGUGGCGGUGGUGGCGGUGGUGGCGGUGGUGGCGGUGGUGGCGGUGGUGGCGGUGGUGGUGGUGGUGGCGGUGGUGGCGGUGGUGGCGGUGGUGGCGGUGGUGGCGGUGGUGGCGGUGGUGGCGGUGGUGGCGGUGGUGGCGGUGGUGGCGGUGGUGGCGGUGGUGGCGGUGGUGGCGGUGGUGGCGGUGGUGGCGGUGGUGGCGGUGGUGGCGGUGGUGGCGGUGGUGGCGGUGGUGGCGGUGGUGGCGGUGGUGGCGGUGGUGGCGGUGGUGGCGGUGGUGGCGGUGGUGUGACUGCUGCUUUCAGUUCACUUGCAGAAAGAGAUACAGCACAGCGGCUCAGCAAGGCGGAUGAAGCUGCCAGAAGCAACGGUGACGGCAGCAACGCUGUUGGGGCGCCUCUGAAGGCGGUUGGGAGGGGGCAGAGUCAGGUCGCACCUUUCCCAGGACCUGACCCCCCUGCCGUGCAUGCACCCAUUUCUGAGACGCACAAGAACGUGGCUGCAAAGGAGCAGCAGAAGAGUGAGGAAGAGAGGAGGGAUGUGGGUGAGAGGGCUGCGAAUCUCAGGGAGGAAGAGAGGGAGAACGGGGAUGGGGGGAAGCAUAAGGGCAAGGAGAACGAGGAGGAGGAGAACGAGGAGGAGGAGGAGGAGGAGGAGGAGGAGGAGGAGGAGGAGGAGGAGGAGGAGGAGGAGGAGGAGGAGGAGGAGGAGGAGGAGGAGGAGGAGGAGGAGGAGGUUGGUGAUGGGUGUGCUUAUAGCGAAGCCCUUGCUGACUGUGUGUACAGUGAUGAUCCUUCAUCGAAUGGGGAUGAUGCGUCGGUGAAUGCUCUCGAGGAAGAUACUCACAGCAGGGAUUACUGGAGCACUACAGACGACUGUAGCUGCAGAUACGGCUGUGGUAGUAGAGGCGGCUGUAGCAGCAGUUGUAGCAGCAGAGGCAGUGCCUUCGAAUGGGCUUUGCAGCGCCACAACAGCAUGAGCAGUGCAAACAUGGUGUGCAGUGGGGGGGAUGCGGGUAGCCUGAGGAGCAUGAGCAGUGCAAACAUGGUGUGCAAGCAGGGCCUGAGCCUAAGCACAUGUGGUUGCCCCUUGGACCGCCCCUCUCGUCGUCAAAAUCCGCGUGAACGGAUUUUGCAGCGAGGCAACAGCUUGAGUAGUGCAAGCCUAGUAGGCAGUGUGGAGUGUGCGGGCAGUGUGGUGGGGAGUGUGCGGAGUGUGGGCAGUGCGAGUCUGGUAUGUGAGCGCAUCUUGAGCGUGUGUGACAUCUCACCAGUUCCGAUCAUCCUCUCCUCCCACCUCACCAGCGUGCACCUCAGCAGUAUGGGGCUGUCUGGUCGAUCUGCGUCUGCAGAGAGCCUUGAUGCGUGCAGUGCAGACAGGAGUCUCCUGCCCCACUGGACCAAGCGGUCGCUCCCUCGCUCGCUGCGCAUCUCCCGCUCGCUGCUCUCCUUUCAAGAGAGCGCCCUGCUGGAGCAUUGCCAGGAGACCACUCUUUUGCAUGGCAUGGGCGGUGGAUGGAAGGAUGGGGGAAAGCACAGGGAACUUGAUAGGGAAAGUGAUAGGGAAAGUGAUGGGGAGAACGAGCUUUGGAGUGAGAUGAAUGAGGAGAGCAACGAGGGGAGCAGUGAGGAGAGGAAUGAGAACAGGAAAGGGGGUAGGAGUGUGCGAGUGAAGAGUGAGAGCUUCUUGCUGUCAGCAGCAGCGGCGGCGGUGGCAGCGCCAGUGUCCCCCGGAGAGUCCAUCCGGGCGGCUGUGGCCGUCUAUUCCGCCUCGAGGGAGUUAUGGCGGCCUCCUUGUAUACCCAAGCCUGUGAAAAAAACCAAGCUGUGCCUUCCCAGGUACUCCCCGCCUGUGCCUCUUAUUGGGCUGGAGAAGCUAAUGGAGGGCGCAGCAGGGGGAGGUGGGACUGGUGGUUUUUCUGGGUCUGGUGGGGUUAGUGGUUGGAGUUUGGGGACAGGGUGGUGGGGUGUGGGAGGAGAGACAGGAGAGGAGGGGAGGGAGAGGAAGGAGGAGGCAGGAGAGGCAGGGUGGCUGGGGUUUGAAGGGCUGGCAGAUGUGGCAAGGGGGAUUAUGUGGGGGGGAGGAGGCGAUGGAGGUGAAGAGGGGGGGAAGGAGGGGGGGAAGGAGCAGGGUUUGGAUGAGGGUGUAGUAGAGAACAUUCUGGAAGAUUCAGUGAGAGGAGAAGAGGAGACAGGCAUGGGAGGAGGCGGCGGUGCUGCUGGCGGUUACCCUAACGUCUGGGCGUUAACCGGCGGGUGGUACUGCGACCCGAAAUACUGGCGUCGCAACACCGCGUUCGCCUUGGCCGGCAUCUUUGUCGUUUGCGUUCCGAUCGCCCUGACGUCAGCACGGCUCGAGCAACGGCCGAUCGCCCCGAGCCGCGCCAUUCCCUCCCAGAUGUGGUGCUCCAACUUCCCAUCCGAAGCAAAACAAGCAUCUGAGGAGUGA
This is a messenger RNA of Closterium sp. NIES-65, 4497 nucleotides long. Lineage: Eukaryota; Viridiplantae; Streptophyta; Zygnematophyceae; Desmidiales; Closteriaceae. The record is from the annotation of a GenBank genome assembly.